AUGGAGUCCCUGCCGCCCACAGUGGACCCUGACAAGUCCGUCUUCUCCGUCCGCACGGAACGCCGCCGCGUGCAGCUGCCUGUGCCUGCGGAGGAUGUGCCCGCUCAUUCUCAUGCUGCGCCGGUCUCCAAUCACCGCACUUCCCCGCCGCUUGACCAUGCGUACCAGCCUGUGCCUCCGUUUGCACCCUUUCCCGACCCUUCGUGGUCCGAUGCCCAGCUGUCGACUUGGCUCGCACGCUUGGACCACCGAGUGAUUGUCCGCCUGCGCUACUGCCAGCAACUCUGCCCCAACCUCUGCGGGAAUUUCUGUGGUCGCCCCAUGCUGAAUCGCCCUCGCCCUCACCGAGACCAUUUCUGUGGCGCUUGCCAUGCCGCCCGACGGGCUGCCGAAGCUUUCAAUCCGCAUUGGGACAUGCCUGGCGUCAUCCGCCACCACCCUCGACGCCGUCAAGGUGGACGCUACCAUGGUGCACCGCUGCUGCCAACGCCGGCGCCCGGCCCGGAUGCUUCUGAGCCGUCCCCUGAGCCACCGGCCUGA
Messenger RNA from Symbiodinium natans, 540 nucleotides. Lineage: Eukaryota; Dinophyceae; Suessiales; Symbiodiniaceae. The record is from the annotation of a GenBank genome assembly.